Molecule: messenger RNA, 3644 nt
Organism: Homarus americanus (American lobster)
Lineage: Eukaryota; Metazoa; Arthropoda; Malacostraca; Decapoda; Nephropidae
Product: E3 ubiquitin-protein ligase rnf146-like
Exons: 4
Coding region: 136-792 (218 amino acids)
Biological process (GO): ubiquitin-dependent protein catabolic process; Wnt signaling pathway
Cellular component (GO): cytoplasm; nucleus
Molecular function (GO): poly-ADP-D-ribose binding; ubiquitin protein ligase activity; zinc ion binding
Source: RefSeq, a predicted model, not a curated record
AGUGAUACAUGAAUGAACAGUGUCUAUGGUGUACUUGUAAACAUUGAACAGGUUAAAACAGGACGUUACUUGAGGUUGAAGGUUGACUGUAGGAGUGAAGGAGGACGAGGUUGAGGAGGCCUUGGUGGGGUAAUCAUGGCCGAGGCUGCAGGGAAGGAGGAGGCUGCUGCUGCUGCUGGAACACUGAAAGAAAAAUCUGAUGAUAGUGAAGCUGACACAGGAACACCUCAACAGCAGCAACAGCAGAAAGGGGAGGAGAAUGAAGAAGAGGAACUUGAAUGUGCAGUUUGUCUACAGAAGUGUGUCCACCCAGUACGACUCCCAUGCUCACAUAUAUUCUGCUUCCUGUGUGUUAAAGGUGUAGCGAACCAAAGCAAGAGGUGCGCCAUGUGUCGGCAAGAGAUACCAGCGGACUUCUUAGACCACCCGACUCUACUGUCAAAUAUAGAGGCUGAGAAGGAGGAGGUUCUGCCAGGAGGCUAUCAGUGGUUCUAUGAAGGACGUAAUGGAUGGUGGCGGUAUGACGAACGAACAAAUACUGACCUUGAGGAAGCUUACACACAGGGAGAGUCGUCCGUCACGCUGCUCAUAGCUGGCUACAAUUAUGAUAUUGACCUUGCCAACAUGAGACAGGCCCGUUCAGGGUGUCCGGGGCUACGCAGACGUAUCAAGCGCGAUACAGUUUCCUCAGCAGCCAAGGGCACUGCUGGUCUAUCAGUCAAGAUACUCAGGGACAAGGGCUCAGGACCUCGUAGGUCGGGACGCAAGAGGAAACUGUCCAAAAGAAAUUAGGAUUAAACCUAUUUACCUGAUGAUUCUCAUUUAAAAAUACAAAUAUAUUUUCAAAUUACUUACACAAAAAAAAAAACACAUGAAGCAGAUAUGUCAGUAAUAGAGUCAUGUGAGAUUAAAGUGCUCACUAUAAGAGGAAGUACAGUCUAAGAGAAGGAAGAUAUACAUUAAUUACCCUAAACAUUACCACAAGGUUCUGACGGUUAGCCAGAGUAAGAGAGAUCAUAUAUAUGGUCUCUUGUGGGUGAAAUUAAGGUGUAAUAUUGACUUCAGUAGGAGAAAGGUUAUAUUAAUUUUGCAUGUGACUUACCUGAUGACAUGUAAGAUACACAAACACCAAUGUAUGGCCUUUGUGUGUUAUUCAUUGCUCAAGGAAACUGUUACUGUACACUUUAGAUGAUUCUUAAAUGCCAGAGACUGUUGAUAAAAACUUUGAGGUUGUGUGGGCUUCUUGGGUAGUCAGAACUAAUUAAAAUUAUCUUUAUGCAUUUUUUUCUGAACUUGGGAAUGGAAAACCUCUUCUUUUCUUGAAUUCUGUCAUUUUUCAAGAGUACGUUACACCACUGGAAACUACUGCACAGGAUCUUUUAGGUGACAGUACCCUUUAUUCUUACUUCUUGCUGAGUAAUUAUACAGUCAUCCACAAAAGUCCUGUUGCCUCUCUUCCUGAACCACGAACCCCAGAGAUUCAGACAAGUGAAUUCGAAGCAUUUAUGGGGGGAAUAAGUCAUUAAUGUCUACUGCUUCAGGUUCAUGAGUCUGAAUUUUAGGGUUCGUGGUUCAGGAGGAGAGGCGAUGGGACUUUAGUGAGUAACUGUACUGUGCCUUAUUAUUAUUAUUAUUAUUAUUAUUAUUAUUAUUAUUAUUAUUAUUAUUAUUACUAUUAUAAAUUAUUAUUAUUAUUAUUAUUAUUAUUUUAUUGAAUGAUGCCACAUUAUAGAUGGAGUAUUGUAAAAGGUAGAAGUUAAAAUUGAAAGAUGUUUUAAGGGACUAUUGAGACUUGUUGGUAUUAAUGUGAUAUUUUUAUUCUAUGCCUUUUCCACCAGUCAUUGUUAGGUGUGAGAUGCUUCAGUUAUCACACACUCACACACACAUUGUUCCUUGAUUUUUGUAUGAUUUUAGACAUUUUAUUUUAAUGGUAUUUUAGUGUUAGUUUUAAGUAUUUUAUGUAAAUGAUAAAAUAAUGCAUGGGUGCACUUUUAACAUAGACAAUCUUUUAAGACUGAAUACUUAUGUGUUAUUUGAUAUUUUGUGCACAUGGUAUUUAUUUUUUUUUUAAGUUACAGUUGUGUUUUUAUUUAAUUGCCUUAAAAAACAUUGAAGGUAGAAGAAAUCUGAUCUUAUCAUCGCAAAGACUAUAAACGUUCUUCGCAAUGAUUGGUUUAUUUCUGAUGGUAUAUUUAGGUACUUGUUUACCCGACACCUGCGGUACAUCGGUAAAUAUGGAAGUACAGUAUUAUUUGACCAUGAAAGAGGUUGGGAGAUGUCUUGGCUCUGUUUGACUUUUCUAUCCUGAGCUAAAGUUACGGUUAUCCUUGACAAUUCUUGGUUGGUGGCUGCUAAGUGAACACUGCUGAAUAAUAGCCUUUUAUUUAUGUUUAAUACCCCUGUAUACCCAAAGAUAAACUAAAGGCAGCUAUUUUAUCAGAGAUGGCAUGAUUCACCUCACAACAACCAGCAUGUCGACUUUUUCAACCCCUUAAUGACAAUGACUCGACUCUUUGGGGGUACUACAGUAUAUUGAAUAGGCUCCCUUAGAUAUCUUCACCCUUUGAGUACGUACAUACAGCAAAUUAGCCCAUUAAACAAAAUAUUUUAACCCUUUUAAUACAGUGAUUUUAAACUAUUCUAUGACCCAUUUCUACUUGUUGUUUAUUACCCAAUUUUGUUUUAUUGUUUGUUCUUUUGUGUGAGUUGUUUAAUUUUAUUUCCUGGAUAUUCAAGUUUAGUCGGCCUUUAUGUAUGGUAUUCGACACUUGGUAUGUUCAUGUUUUCGGGCCAAUCUACGGUAGUUUUAAUUAUCUCACUGUAUAUGGCAGAUGUAAAGCCCCUUUACCUGGGAACCUGAUUGGACUUUACCCAAUUUAAUGGACACUAAUCUGAUCCCAACCUAAUGGACCCUAAUCUGCCCCCAACCUAACGGAAGUAAUCUGCCCCCAACCUAACUUAACCUACUCUGGCCCGACCUAACUUAACCUGUUCUACCCCAUUCCUAAUCAAAAGUAUUCUAAUUUAACCCAUUCCAGUAUACAUAUUAAGUAUACUCACAUUCAAUCCCUGCCUGGGUCAGACAUGAGAAGGGUGUUGUCUAGUGUGACUCAACCAAACGUCACAGGUUUCCUCAGGGUAAUCCAAUUUUUUCUUACAUAUAACACUGAACCCAAGUGGACCUGUAGGGAGACUGGUUGGUUAUAGAUGAUAAGAGUUAUUCAGUAUCGUACAGUUUAUAUGAGGCAUUGUGAAUCAUAAGCUCCGCCUGCCACAAGCCAAUAUGGCGGACAGCAGGUUAUAUGAUUCCGAAUGCCUCAGAUAUAUUGCUCAUCCAAUCAAAAUGUACUUUAUAUAACAGGGAAGUUUUAUCCACGACACUAUUUUUUACAAUAUGUUUAGCAUCUUCCUACUCUGAGGUGGAAAAGGCAUACUGUAAGUUACAAUUACCUGUUGUUAUGGAACUUAUGGUAUAGUCUAGUAGAAGUUUAGUUUGGGAAAGGUCUGCUCACAAAAUUAGUAUUAUUUCAAAAAUAGAGUAUUUUUUUUUUAGGUGCCUCCUUUUAUCUAUUACGUUUGUAUUUUAAAAGGUUGAAUUACUUUAUACACUGUUAAUAGUAAUAUAAAUGUUAAAAUGAAACAGA